Molecule: messenger RNA, 1322 nt
Organism: Emiliania huxleyi CCMP1516
Lineage: Eukaryota; Haptophyta; Isochrysidales; Noelaerhabdaceae
Exons: 13
Coding region: 75-1253 (392 amino acids)
Source: RefSeq, a predicted model, not a curated record
AGGUUCCCGGCGGCUUCGAGACGGUGCUGCUCGACGAGGCGGCGCAGGCCACCGAGCUCGCCGCCCUCGUCCCCAUGUCCCUCGGCGCGCGGCUCGUCUGCCUCGUCGGAGACCCGCGCCAGCUGCCGGCGACCGUCCUCUCGGAGGCUGCGAAGCGGAGAGGCUACGCCCGCUCUCUCUUCGAGCGGCUCGAGCAGCUCGGCCGCCCCGUGCUGAUGCUAUCCACGCAGUACCGGAUGCACGGCGCGAUCCGCCAGUUCCCGUCGCUCCACUUUUACGGCGGGCUGCUGCGCGACGCCCCCUCGAUCACGCACAUGAUGCGCCAGUGCCCCGGCACCGAGGGAGCCGCGCCGUCGCCCCUUCCCCCGGCUGCCAGCCGGAGCGGCGAGCCGGUGGCGGCGGCGCCGUCGGCGCCCUACCUCUUCUUCAGCCUGCUCGGCGGGAGGCAAGACGCGUCCGACAGCUCGCGGUCGCACUCGAACGAGGGAGAGGCGCGGCAGCCGCACGGCUGGGGCGAGCUGUACAAGCGCGUCCUCCGGCUCACGCCGCGCGUCGUGCUGCUCACGCCGUACACGCGCCAGCAGAGGGUGCUGCACAGCCUGCUCGACCGGGUGUGCGAGGCGCUCGACUUGCCGGCCGACGGCGCCUCUCCGCUCGACUGCGUCCUCGUCUCGUCGAUCGACGCCUUCCAGGGGCGCGAGGCGGACGUCGUCAUCCUCUCGUGCGUGCGCGCAGGCCCGAAGCAGGCCUCCAUCGGCUUCCUCAAGGACGAGCAGCGCCUCAACGUCGCACUCACGCGGGCGAGGCACGCGCUGUACGUCGUCGGCGCCGAGGAGUCGCUCUCCGACGGCUCGAGGGACUGGCGCGCGCUGCUGGAGGACGCGCGCCGGCGCAGCUGCCUGUGCAGCCUCGGGCUGGCGCGCCAGGCUGCAGAGGCGGCCAGGGCGGCGCGGGAGGCCGCAGGGCCGGCCCGGGCGGCGAGGGGCGCUGCGGAGGCGGCGGCGGGCAGGCUGCGUCCGCAGGCGGAGAUGGCGGCGCAGGCGGCGCGGGAGGCGGCGGCGAGUGAGCUCAGGCAGGUGUCGAACCAGUUCAAGCGGCUCGCCGAGCUGCUCCUGGCCAAGAUCCCGGAGACCCUCCUCGACGGCACGCGCGAAGGGGACGCCGCGCCGCGGCCGCCCCAGCUGACCGAGCUGCUGCCGCUGCCCGGCCGCCCCGGCCUCAACUCGCCGCAGAGGACGCCACUGCGAGCUUAGGCCUUGCUGCGUUUUUGCUACGUACUAGAAAAGGGUGAGUGCGCACGACACGAAAGUGCCCACUCUUAC